AUGUCGGCGUUAUACGAGGCGUUACCUUUACUUGCGCUAGAUCCGCGAACUAAAGAAUGGUUCGCGGCAGGCAACGUUCCGUUGCUCCUUACCCUUCUUGUGAGUUACGUAUACUUCGUCAAAAUUAGAGGACCACGCAUAAUGAAGAACAGGAAACCUAUGGAUCACGUUAAGCCACUUAUCAUUGUCUACAAUGCGGCCAUGGUUUUGACUAACGUCUACUUUUGUUAUAACUUCCUCCGACGAACUUACUUCGGUGGAGGAUACAGUUUCGCCUGUCAGGGCAUCGACUACGGAGCAAGGGACCGAGCAACGAUGGAACUAUUGGAGCUCUGUUGGUGGUACUUCUGGGUUCGAGUUGCUGACUUCCUGGACACGGUGUUCUUUGUGCUUCGCAAGAAAGAUGCCCAUAUAUCAUUCCUUCAUGUUGCUCAUCACUGUUUAGUUGUAUUCAACGGAUGGUAUGGGCUUAGCUAUGGCCCUGAUGGGCAGAUCAUGAUGGUGAUUUGCGUCAACAGUUUCGUGCAUAUCGUUAUGUACUCGUACUAUUUCUUGUCUCUUCUGGGUCCUGCCAUGAAGAGGUAUUUGUGGUGGAAGAAAUAUUUGACCCAACUUCAGAUCUUACAGUUCGUCAUGCUCCUCCCGCAUGGAGUAACUCCGCUGUUUAAAGACUGUGGUUAUCCACGGAUGCACAUUUUUAUCGGCAUCCCACAAGGCAUCUUUUUCAUCACCAUGUUUGUGAAGUUUUAUGUAGGAGCGUAUCACAAGAGGCAUAGCGUAUAG
Messenger RNA from Ornithodoros turicata, 783 nucleotides. RefSeq names its product very long chain fatty acid elongase AAEL008004-like. Bases 1 to 783 code for a protein of 260 amino acids. Gene Ontology annotation, cellular component: endoplasmic reticulum membrane. Gene Ontology annotation, biological process: very long-chain fatty acid biosynthetic process; sphingolipid biosynthetic process; fatty acid elongation, polyunsaturated fatty acid. NCBI's taxonomy places the organism in Eukaryota, Metazoa, Arthropoda, Arachnida, Ixodida, Argasidae. Gene Ontology annotation, molecular function: fatty acid elongase activity. The transcript has a single exon. The record is from RefSeq and is a predicted model, not a curated record.